Molecule: messenger RNA, 1541 nt
Organism: Cutaneotrichosporon oleaginosum
Lineage: Eukaryota; Fungi; Basidiomycota; Tremellomycetes; Trichosporonales; Trichosporonaceae
Biological process (GO): transmembrane transport
Cellular component (GO): intracellular membrane-bounded organelle; membrane
Source: RefSeq, a predicted model, not a curated record
AUCGUUCAACACCGCGCGUCUCCCUCCAUCUCCCCUCGUAUCAUCGCCCAUCCCUCGCCCCAUCACCACUUUCACCAUGUCGUCCGACACGGGAGUCAGCACCCUCGUAGCGGGCAUGUUCCUCACGGGAUGUGCCAACUCGCUCCUCACAAAGUACCAGGACAAGCUCUGCGUCGAGAACUGCGACGGGCACGGCAAGCGCGUCGACUUUGAGCAGCCCGUGUACCAGACGCUCAACAUGUUCAUCGGCGAGUUCCUCUGCGUCAUUCCUUUGCUGUGGAACUGGCUCGCGACCGCGCGCAAGGGCCGCCCAUCCUACCUUGACCGCCUGUUCAAGCGCUCGCCUGGCUACGGGACAAUUCCUCAGGAGGAAGAGGAGGAGGAGUUGGAGAUAGAUCACAUCCCAAUGCGUGGAUGGGCUGUUUGCUGGAUGUGGUUCCCUGCUUUCUUUGACAUCUGCGGCACGACCCUCAUGAACGUCGGCCUUAUCCUCACCCCCGUCUCCAUCUACCAGAUGUCGCGCGGCGCGCUCGUGCUUUGGGUCGGCGUGCUCUCCGUCAUCUUCCUCCGCCGUCACCUCUACCUGUAUCAGUGGACCGCGCUCCUCAUCGUUACGCUCGGUGUCAUGCUCGUCGGCCUCGCGGGCACUCUCAUUAAGCGCGAGACGAUGCCCUCUGACCCUGGCGCAACUGACAUCUUCAACGCCCUCAUUGAGGUUGCUACUUCUCGCGCCGACGACGACCCAGCCAAGGUCGCGCUCGGCGUCUCGCUCAUUCUCUUUGCCCAGAUUUUCACUGCUUCGCAGUACGUCGUGGAGGAGAAGAUUAUGACGCACUACACGAUCGACCCUCUGGCCGCAGUCUCUCUUGAGGGCAUGUGGGGCGGCCUCACAACCCUCGGCGCCAUGCCAAUCCUCCACAAGCUGUUCGCCAAGAAAAACGCGUACUUUGAUGUUCCCCGCGGGUGGCGCCAGAUCACGCAGAACCCACCAGUAAUGUGGGCGAGUUUGAUGAUUGCGCUCAGCAUCGGCGCGUUCAACUUCUUCGGCCUGAGUGUAACUUCUCGAGUCAGCGCCACCACCCGUUCUACCAUCGACACAUGCCGCACGCUCGGCAUCUGGAUUGUCUCCCUGGCCAUUGGGUGGGAGAUGCUCGUGUGGCCCUACUCGCUGCUUCAGGUUGCGGGCUUUGCCAUGCUCGUGUAUGGCACCUUUGUGUUCAACGGGCUGCUCGAACCCAUCUUUUUCCGCCCCGAGGGCAUCAGGCUUCCCGAAGAGGACGGUAUUCCGCACAUCCAGGAGGACCGGUAACGACAAUACUUUGGGCCUUCGCUUUCGCCUUUGCCUUUUGCCUUGCAUAUCAGUUAAUACUUCGCAGCUAGCAGCCAGAACCCCCAUACGCGGCACAGCAGUAUACUCGGUAGAGUCGUCGCUAGACUACUGUACAUUGAAUCAACUACAACGAGAACGAGGCGGGCGGUGUCCCGAGCGGGCAGGAGAUGUCAGGAGCGAGAUGGGAGCGGCAGGGUGCGCGGGGGAUGCG